AUGAGCCCCCCUAAUUUAGAAGCAGCUACUCGAGUGUCUGCAAGCCCUGCUUUCGGCCAUGUACACAUGACUUGGCUUACUGCUGGGUCAGACCGGUCCGCCGGGCUUUGGGCGGAGAAAGACCUCAAUGAUGAGGCAUUCGCGUUCCUGAGUACUAGCCGCGCGCAUAGCGCUGUUCUCGCAUUGGCUGUGAAAAUUUCAGGGAAAGGCGCCGGUCGGUCCACUGCACAUUUCGACCGGCGCCCUUCCGGUCUCAGCGGGAUUCCAGAAUUCCGCGCCCUUAUCAGAAACUCCCUUUUCGCGUACGUUACCCAAGCGGCUAGCUUACCGGGCGGGUCCACGACUCCACAGUCGAGAAUUCUGAAGGCCCACGACGCCAGCCAUUCUUAUGAAUACAACGAUGGAGUCGAGAGUAAUCAAAGCUAUAGCCAUCACCAUUCGGUGAACCUUGAAAACAACGCCCCUUCCCAACAUAGUCAACACUCUCCUCAAACUCGCUCACCUAGUCUGUCUAUACCUAGAAAUGUCAACAGCCAUCAAUCAGUGAUUCAAUCCCCAAAUCCCGCGGAAAGUGGUGACCACCCCCCUCAUUACCCCUUCCACUCAACCGUACCUGUAUCGCACUCUCCGUACUCACAUCAUGUCCACAAUCAAUCCACGCAAUACUACCAUCGCCAGGACAAUGCCGACUAUAUCACUAGUCCCAAUGCCCAACCGAUGCCUCUAAGCUCUGGGCUACCUUACAUUUCAAAAAUGUCGCAGAUGCCACCUACGUCCCGCAGGCACAAUCUUCCCGUGUCUUCCCAUGAGCUAUUGCCCAUCGCCAGUCGCUCUCGGCUCGAGUCUCCGGGUCUUUCUACCAGAUACGGACAAAUGACACUAAUCAAGAGUGACUCUCCCGACGCCCUUGACAUAUCGCGCCCGCCGAAGCCGGAGCCAAGUGCAACACCCCAGUGUACUGCUUUCAUAAGCAAACUCUACCAUCUUUGCGGCCAUGAAGAAUACAGACCAUACAUUCGUUGGAAUGGUCCGGGGGACGCCUUUGUUCUGGCACAUGCGAACACCGAAUUUGCGACGAUGAUCUUGCCUAAAUUCUUUCGGCACAGUAAUGUCUCUUCUUUCAUUCGGCAGCUAAACCUCUACAACUUCACGCGUUUAAAUACGAUCAAACUACUCGAUCAAGUUGAUAAUGUCCAAACAAACUCUUCCACCUCCUCAUUUUCAGGAUUUUCGCACCCCCAUUUCCGCCGAGGAGACGAAAACUCAUUGUCAUUGAUCAAACCAAAACCAAACAAGAAUAAAGUGGCAAGAAAGGCGAUCAAAUGCGCCACGAGUACCGAAGAUAAGGGAGGAAAAUGCGUACUCACCCAAAUGUACAAACACGUCCUGAGAUUUAUCUGUAAUAUUUGGAAAGAAGCAAAAGUGUUCUUGUGGUUUGUUGCUAGAUGUUCAGAAUGUCUGCUCAAUCCAGUCUCAAAGUCACUCACAUCCGUUUGA
Molecule: messenger RNA, 1497 nt
Organism: Puccinia triticina
Lineage: Eukaryota; Fungi; Basidiomycota; Pucciniomycetes; Pucciniales; Pucciniaceae
Exons: 9
Coding region: 1-1497 (498 amino acids)
Biological process (GO): regulation of DNA-templated transcription
Molecular function (GO): sequence-specific DNA binding; DNA-binding transcription factor activity
Source: RefSeq, a predicted model, not a curated record